GGAGUGAAAUCUUUGAUCACGUCCCGCUUCUCAAACCUUGAAAAUUGCUUCUUCGGACUGGAGAUCCAAUGCGUAAGACUCUCUCUCAUCGUCGUGUUCCGCCGUCAUCAUUAUUACCAAGAGUCCUCGUAAUCUCUCUCUCUCUUUCUCUCUCAAAAGAUUAUCAUCAUCGUAAUCUUGUAACUCCCGGAGACACCUGCGAUGAUGCGUGAUGAAUGAAGGCAUCGAUUCGUGCAUGGCCCGACGGCGCGCGCGAUCACCAAGAACAUUUUAAUGAGAUUCAUUCAUGACAGACAACACGAAUGCAUGUUUGCGUCUCGUGGGCUACUCCUUCAACGUAUGUGUAUUUAUGCACGCCCACUUCCUCACAAUUCGGAUCUAUUUAAUGAGCCGAUUACGUGAAGGUGAUUAGAUAGGUGGUGCAUUCAUCGAAGAUUUCUUCAUGGUUGGCCAUGGCAAGGUCACUCAAGUCCUGGUGCAAUUAUGAAGCAGCGGCUAAAGAAGAAGACGACCCUUUCUUCUUCCCUACCCUCCUCUCACCCGAUUUCAGUGGAAACGGAUGUACUGCACUGGAUUGGAACUGUUAUUUGCCAUUUGAUCAUCAAGAGAGCCUUUGGGAAGCUCCUCCUCUGAUCACAGGCUUCCCACUGGAUCCUUUGUGCCCUCAAGUUCUUGAUUUUGAGCACAACCCUCCCGAUGCUAUUCAAGGUAGUGUUGAUUCUCAAAAUUAUUCUGCAAAUGGGACGGUGAUCUUCGAGGAGAUGGGUGCACAGAACGUGCCCACGAAACGUGUUCUGUUACUCCAUAACAGUGGCCAAGAAAACGGGCACAGUGAAGUGUGUGGUGGUGACAAGAGACGCGCGGAAGACAAGAGUGAUAGCCACGGCAAUAGCAGAAUGCUGUCGAGGGAGCAAAUAUCGCAAUACUUUUACAUGCCGAUAACCCGAGCGGCGAAGGAGCUCAACAUCGGGUUGACCCUCUUGAAGAAACGGUGUCGAGAGUUAGGCAUCCGGCGGUGGCCCCACCGGAAGUUGACGAGCCUCCGCACUCUCAUCAAGAAUGUCCAGGGAAUGGGAGGAGAAUCGGAGAACGAGCAGCAGCUCAGGAAGGUGGUGAAUUUGCUUGAGCUAGAGAAGAAGCUAAUGGAGGAAUUCCCUGAUAUACAGCUAGAGGAUAAGACAAAGAGGCUGAGACAAGCCUGUUUCAAAGCAAACUACAAGAAGAGGAAGCUGGUUGGGCUGAUGGACUCAGGAAGCGCUUCUUCUAAAAGCAGCCCAACUGCGGAAUACGAGGGCACGGGCACGAGCACGGGUACUGCAGAUGAAGAGGACGUGAGAUCUCUCUUGUUUGAUGACUCUCCUUCAUGUAGUAGUACUAUAUGAUUGUCCUAAAUCUGAGAAAAGACCCUGUUUGAUCCGGUAUUUUACUGUACCAACAUGUCGGGGGAAAAGAAUUGUGCUGUCCACCUCAG
This is a messenger RNA of Syzygium oleosum, 1471 nucleotides long. RefSeq lists its product as uncharacterized. Bases 453 to 1382 code for a protein of 309 amino acids. The record is from RefSeq and is a predicted model, not a curated record. Gene Ontology annotation, molecular function: DNA-binding transcription factor activity. The transcript has 4 exons. NCBI's taxonomy places the organism in Eukaryota, Viridiplantae, Streptophyta, Magnoliopsida, Myrtales, Myrtaceae.